AUGUACCGAAGAAUUACUGCUAUCGCCCUCGCCGUGGCUCUUUGGGCGGCGCGUGGAGGUGCUGUUGCAGUCGUUGGUAACCCUGCCGAUCUACCCAAAAAUGCCGCAUACGACUUUAUCAUAGUUGGGGGUGGAACGGCAGGCAAUGUAGUUGCCAAUCGCCUGACGGAAAAUCCAAGUAUAUCCGUAUUGGUACUUGAGGCUGGAGUAUCAAAUAUCGGUGCUACAGACACAAUUAUACCUUCUUUCUGCGUCAGGGCUUCUCCCAACACUCCUUUUGACUGGAAUUUUACAACUAUUAAUCAACCUGGACUCGGUGGACGUUCAAUAUCAUACCCAAGAGGUCAUAUUCUAGGAGGGUCAAGCUCUACUAAUUACAUGGUAUAUACCAGAGGGCCCUCAUCCGACUGGGAUCGAUAUGCAACUAUUUCGGGAGAUCAAGGUUGGAGCUGGAACAGUAUCCAACCUUACAUCAAGAAGAACGAGGCCUGGACACCACCAGCAGAUGGCCAUAACACUGCUGGGCAGUUUAAUCCUGUGUUCCACAGUACCACAGGAAUUAACGCCGUCAGUUUGUCGGGAUUCCCUCAAGGAAUCGACAAUCGUGUGAUUCAAACCACAUCUCAACUGAACGAAUUUCCCUUCAAUUUGGAUAUGAAUUCUGGCAAUCCGAUCGGAAUCGGCUGGCUUCAAAGCACAAUUAAAGGGGGGUCGCGAAGCAGCUCCGCUACGUCAUACCUAGGGCCUAGCUUCAUUAAAAGACCUAAUUUGCACGUUCUGAUUGGCGCUCAAGUCACUCGGAUCCUAUCAACAGGAAAGAAAGUGGAACUAGUCCUUUACGGUUAUGGUGCAACAUACUUAUUUUUCGGCUCUACAGGUCCUCGAUUCAAUCUAACUGCCAAGAAGGAAGUGAUUCUGUCCGCGGGAUCUGUCGGAACACCCCACAUUCUUCUUCAUUCGGGUAUAGGCGACAAGACAGCACUACAAGCUUUGGGAAUACCAUCAAUUGUAAAUCUGCCAGACGUAGGCCAGAAUCUGUCUGAUCACCCCUUUUUGCCAAACGGAUGGCUUGUGAACUCUACGGACACCUUUGAAACAGCUGCUCGAAAUGCCACAUUGUCGGCGCAAGAGCUAAAUCAAUGGAAUGCACAUCAGACUGGGCCUCUGGUAGACACUAUUGUCGAUCAUUUAGGAUGGUUCCGUCUCGCCAAGAAUUCCUCCGUGCUCCAGACAGGCUCCGAUCCUUCUUCAGGGCCCAACGCGCCACACUUUGAGUUCCUAUUUGCUAAUGGUCUUCCCAUUCCUAACCCUCCUCCAUCUGGCAAUUUUCUCGCGGUAGCCACGGCUAUUGUCGCGCCCGUUGCUCGUGGAAAUAUUACUCUAGCGACUAACAAUCCUUUCGAUGCCCCAUUGAUCAAUCCCAACUUACUGGGUACUGAUUUUGAUCUCGCUGUCAUGCGUGAAGCCGUACGCGCUGCCAUCCGUUUUGUUUCUGCCCCGGCAUGGAGCAAUUAUAUCAUCACACCCAUCGGAGGGCUUGAAGAUAUCGACACAGAUGAUAAGCUUAAUGCGUAUAUUCAAGCUGGGACUACUACAAUUUUCCAUCCCUUUGGUUCAGCGUCAAUGUCCCCCAAAGGCGCAUCGCAUGGUGUUGUAGAUCCUGACUUACUUGUCAAGGGCACUUCUGGCCUAAGAAUUAUUGAUGCUUCGGUAGUGCCUAUUGUGCCUGCUGCUCACCCCCAGUUCCAUGUCUAUAUGUUUGGUGAACGAGGUUCAGAUCUCAUCAAAAGUUGCUGGAAUAUUUAG
Molecule: messenger RNA, 1806 nt
Organism: Psilocybe cubensis
Lineage: Eukaryota; Fungi; Basidiomycota; Agaricomycetes; Agaricales; Agrocybaceae
Exons: 10
Coding region: 1-1806 (601 amino acids)
Molecular function (GO): oxidoreductase activity, acting on CH-OH group of donors; flavin adenine dinucleotide binding
Source: RefSeq, a predicted model, not a curated record